AUGUCUGUAAGUAACCACGAAAACCGGAAGUCACGCUCCAGCUCCGGCUCCAUGAACAUCCAGCUUUUUCACAAGACGUCGCAUGCCGACAGCCUGUUGACUCAGCUCAACCUGCUGCGCAAGCGAAGAGUCUUCACCGACGUCGUGCUGAAAGCCAGCAACCGCUCCUUCCCAUGCCACCGGGCAGUUCUGGCCUCCUGUAGCCGCUACUUUGAGGCCAUGUUCAGCGGGGGGCUCAGGGAGAGUCGGGAUGCUGACGUCAACUUUCACGACUCUCUCCACCCGGAAGUACUGGAGCUGUUGCUUGACUACGCCUACUCGGCCCGGGUCAUCAUCAAUGAGGAGAACGCGGAGUCACUGCUGGAAGCUGGGGACAUGCUUCAGUUCCACGACAUCCGGGACGCAGCGGCAGAGUUCCUAGAGAAGAACCUCCAUCCGUCUAAUUGUCUCGGGAUGAUGCUUCUGUCGGACGCCCACCAGUGUCAGAGGCUGUAUGAGCUGUCAUGGAGAAUGUGCCUGGCAAACUUUGCAACUCUCUUCAGAACAGAGGACUUCCUCAGCCUGCCCAAAGAUAAAGUCCAGGAGCUGAUCCUCAGUGAGGAGCUGGAGGUGGAGGACGAGAGCCUGGUGUACGAGGCUGUCAUCGACUGGGUGAAGGCGGACAUGGAGCGGCGGCACAGUGAGUUGCCUGAUCUGCUGCGGUGCGUGCGCCUGGCCCUGUUGCCAGAGUCAUAUCUGCUGAAGAACGUCGCUUCGGAGGAGUUGGUGAUGUGCCACAAGGUGGGCCGGGAGAUCGUAGAAGACGCAGUGCGGUGCAAGAUGAGGAUCCUCCAGAACGACGGCAUUGUGACGGGGUUCUGUGCGCGGCCCAGAAAAGUGAGCCAGGCCUUGCUGCUUCUUGGGGGACAGACAUUCAUGUGUGACAAAGUCUACAUGAUUGACAACAAAACCAAGGAGAUCACACCCAAAACAGACAUCCCAAGCCCCAGGAAGGAGUGCAGUGCUUGUGCCAUUGGUUGUAAGGUUUAUGUUACUGGUGGCCGCGGCUCUGAGAACGGAGCCUCUAAGGAUGUCUGGGUCUACGACACGUUGCACGAUGAGUGGUCAAAAGCAGCGCCAAUGCUUGUGGCCAGAUUCGGACACGGCUCCGCAGAGCUUGACCACGUGCUGUACGUAGUGGGAGGACACACGUCGCUGGCGGGAUCCUUCCCUGCGUCUCCGUCCGUGUCUCUAAAACAAGUCGAACAGUACGACCCGCAGAGCAACAAGUGGACCCUGGUUGCCCCGCUGAGGGAAGGCGUGAGCAAUGCCGCGGUGGUCGGUGCCAAAAACAAACUCUUUGCUUUCGGAGGCACCAGUGUGAACAGAGACAAAUACCCCAAGGUGCAGUGCUUCGACCCCUGCCAGAACCGGUGGUCCGUACCCGCCGCCUGUCCUCAGCUGUGGCGGUACACGGCAGCGGCCGUCGUCGGCAACCACGUCGUCGUAAUUGGAGGCGACACGGAGUUCUCGGCCAGCUCUGCGUACCGCUUCAACAGCGAGACAUAUCAGUGGUCGAAGUUCGGUGAUGUCACUGCCAAACGCAUCAGCUGUCACGCGGUGGCAUCAGGGAACAGGCUGUAUGUGGUUGGAGGGUACUUUGGGGCUCAGAGGUGUAAGACGCUAGACUGUUACGAUCCAUCAUCAGACUCCUGGGACAGUGUGACCAGUGUGCCAUACUCACUCAUUCCUACUGCCUUCGUCAGCACAUGGAAGUACCUGCCGUCUUAGACACACAGGCUGUGCAACUUUUCUAAAUGCGCUGCGGUGUCUGGUAUGCAGGCAUAUGUCUCUCUGCUGGCUCCAAAGAGGAGAAGAAGGGGUUUGUGUCUUCUCGUUGGGGCUUCUGAUGAGUCUGCAGAGGAGCAGAGGCCUGGAAACAGCCCAGAGACUGAGAGUCUGCGCCCCCCCACCCGCCCCACCUGAUCUGUUUACUCUGACUUCUUGUGUAAUUUUCUCAUGGAAGCAGUCUGAGCAGGAGCGGUUGCCAUGAUUACUCCAGAGGACCUUGCAGUCAUCUCUGCUCCUUCUCUUUCCUCCUCCUGGGACAAAUAAGCUACUAUGACCGGACCGGACCUGUUCUGGUCCUUUUAUAGUUUUAUGGACAUGAUGUUUUACAGUGAAGCUCUCUCUCCCUUUCGCCUGACACGUUUACUCAGGUGUGUGUUAUUUCCCCUCUCGCAGGGCUGAAUUGGACCUCCCCUCAGCCGGCCGUGCGGUGAAGGAAGCAAGUCGUUUGUGAAAGUGUAUUAUUUUGUGCACAGAAAUAUUCUUCCUCUCUAUAUUUUUAGACUUUGGACUCGGGCUUCCCUCAAUUUUGGUGAGCUAAAUUUGUACUCUGCUCUGCAACUGAAAAAAGUAACAAGCUCGCGGGAGAGAAUGUUGAAGGAGAUGCUUAUCUGAUUCAGUUCUUUUUUGUUUUUGUCUCAGGGUUUUGUUUUUGUUUUUUUUUACUUGUUCAAAGAAGGGUUACGUCUUCCUCUAUUGUCCUUUUCUUUAGUUUUUGUGAAUGUAAUAUAUACGAGUUGCAUUGUUUUUGACUCUUACAGAGGUCAAAAAUGGAAAAGAAAUAUAGCGAAAUCUUUAACUUUAGUGAUAUUUUGCAUUUGAAUAAUAGCUAAGUGUCUCCUUUGUAGUUAGCUCUGUAGUUCUUUUAAAAAAAUAUUUCUAUGUACAUUUUUUAGAACUCUUGUGUGUAUAGUUUGUACAUUAGUUUUGUAAUUAUUAAUAUGUAGAUAUCUUUUUUUUAUUUGCACAAAGAAAUCUUCCAGUGGUCUUAAUUUUAUAUCUUGGUCUUAACCCAGCUUGGGUAGUGUGAGUAAUUGAAGCCUUUUUGUAGCACAUUUUCGCGUCUUCUUCUUCCACGUUCGCACACUGUGCAAGUCGCCAAUGUAUCUAUUUGUCUGUUCUACCAAUAUGUAUACUGAUACAACCUGUCAAUAAACCUGAUUUUGCGGAAAACAA
This is a messenger RNA of Xiphophorus couchianus (Monterrey platyfish), 3003 nucleotides long. RefSeq names its product ectodermal-neural cortex 3 (gene enc3). Gene Ontology annotation, biological process: ubiquitin-dependent protein catabolic process. The record is from RefSeq and is a predicted model, not a curated record. Gene Ontology annotation, molecular function: protein binding. The coding region runs from base 1 to 1770 and encodes 589 amino acids. NCBI's taxonomy places the organism in Eukaryota, Metazoa, Chordata, Actinopteri, Cyprinodontiformes, Poeciliidae. Gene Ontology annotation, cellular component: Cul3-RING ubiquitin ligase complex; cytoplasm. The transcript is spliced from 3 exons.